This is a messenger RNA of Synchiropus splendidus (mandarinfish), 1378 nucleotides long. RefSeq lists its product as uncharacterized. Gene Ontology annotation, molecular function: protein binding. NCBI's taxonomy places the organism in Eukaryota, Metazoa, Chordata, Actinopteri, Syngnathiformes, Callionymidae. Bases 37 to 1203 code for a protein of 388 amino acids. The record is from RefSeq and is a predicted model, not a curated record. The transcript is spliced from 8 exons.
GUCCUAUCCCAGUCGUCCAGUCUCUGAACUGACACCAUGUCUCCCAGUCUCUCUGUCUUCCUGCUUCUGGCCUGUCUGGCUUACGCCAGCUCUGCUCAACCUGUGGACCAGAUGGCUGAGCUCAAGAGCGCCCGGGCAGCACUGGAGGAGCUGAGGACCGGUACCCGAGAUAUGAUGCAUCGUCUUAACAUGGCCGAGAAGGAGCUGAAGAUGAUCAAAGAAACCCCGAAGGUGGCCUUCGCUGCCUCGCUGGGAGGAAACGGCAUGCAGAAGACGACACAAGGGAACAGGAACCUGAUCUACAGAGAGGUGCUGACCAACGUGGGAGGAGCUUACAACGGCCAGACAGGUGAGUUCACCGCUCCGGUGCGCGGUGUCUACUAUGUCCGCUUCACCGCCAACGCCCCCGCCAACUUCGACAUGAGCGCGGUGCUCUACAAGAACGACGCGGAGAUUCAGCUGAUCGCUCAUGAGGCCAAGUCGGGAGAUGGAAGCGACACAGCGUCCAACGGCGCCGCCCUGCUGCUGGAGGCCGGCGACAAGCUGAAGAUGGUGCUGUGGCACAACACUCAGAUCUGGGACAACAGUAACCACCACAGCACCUUCAGCGGCUUCCUGCUCUUCCCCAUGGUGGAUCAGAGCCUGGAUCAGGUCGACACAGCAGCCGAGAUGAAAACUCUGAAGGCUUCGCUGGCUCAGAUGAAGACUGAAAACUUGGCGAUCAGAGAGCGGCUGUCAGCAGCAGAGACGGAGCUGAAGACCAUGAGAGAUGUUCCCAAAGUGGCUUUCUCAGUCUCUCUGGGAGGAAACGGACUCGUCAAGACCACGAGCGGGAACCGGAACCUGCUCUACAGAGAUGUGCUGACCAACAUUGGACAGAGCUACAACAGUGAGACGGGUGAGUUCACCGCUCCGGUGCGCGGUGUCUACUAUGUCCGCUUCACCGCCAACGCCCCCGCCAACUUCGACAUGAGCGCGGUGCUCUACAAGAACGACGCGGAGAUUCAGCUGAUCGCUCAUGAGGCCAAGUCGGGAGAUGGAAGCGACACAGCGUCCAACGGCGGCGCCCUGCUGCUGGAGGCCGGCGACAAGCUGAAGAUGGUGCUGUGGCACAACACUCAGAUCUGGGACAACAGUAACCACCACAGCACCUUCAGCGGCUUCCUGCUCUUCCCCAUGGGAGGGAGCACUGAGCCUCACUGAUACCUCAGAUCUUGCUCCAUUCUGAGCUCAGGAGCUUUCGCUUGGACUGAACAGUAAAAAGUGAGCCCUGCUUUGAAGUCUUUGUUGUCACUCAGCCGUUAUCCAUGCCACGUUUCAACAGAAAUGAUUGCUCUAAACCUAUAAACAAAUGUGCAAUUAAAACAAUCCUCUCUAA